Leguminivora glycinivorella is the source of this 517-nucleotide messenger RNA. RefSeq lists its product as uncharacterized. The transcript has 4 exons. The record is from RefSeq and is a predicted model, not a curated record. NCBI's taxonomy places the organism in Eukaryota, Metazoa, Arthropoda, Insecta, Lepidoptera, Tortricidae. Bases 87 to 446 code for a protein of 119 amino acids.
AUCCUAAAUUGUUUGUUCUUUUUCCAUCAGUUGUAUUUUUAUAUCAGACUUUGUUUGUAUCUUGUGUUCAAAAUAAUCAGUAGAGAAUGGCGACCAAGACAUCGUCGAUAGGCAAACACAGCCGCUACUUCACCACCGUCACCCCCGAGCGUUUCUCCGUGCUUCGUAACCGUUUCGACCAGUUCCUAGUUAACUUGGACAAGGAUGUACCCGUCAUCCAGGUGUAUGACCAGCUUCGGCAGGAGCAGUUGGAGCAGCUGGCCGUCAUCAGGGAAGUCAGCCAGACGCUGCAGCAGAAGAAAGAUGACGACAUACUGAAGGCUAAGCAAGCGGCAGAGGAAGCUCAGAAGAAAGCCGAGGCCGACGCAAAAAAGAAAAAAGAAGAAAGCAAAGAAGGAGAGCAGGAAGUUAAAGAAGAUAAGAUGGAGACCGUUGAUACGCCAUAAAUUAUUACUUCAUAAUGUUAUUUUAUUCUAUUUAUUCAUAAUAAAUUAUAGUAAAUAAGUUACGAGAAAAA